Molecule: messenger RNA, 1157 nt
Organism: Cuscuta campestris
Lineage: Eukaryota; Viridiplantae; Streptophyta; Magnoliopsida; Solanales; Convolvulaceae
Source: the annotation of a GenBank genome assembly
UCCCAAUCCACUCUCCCCGUGGCAGUGGAACAGGCGCGCAUCUUAUUCAUUUUCUCGGAAUUUCUCAACUGAUUGAUUGGUUCAUACCCGGCUUCUCUAUCACGCAAAUCUCGGAAUCUCUGCUCUUGCUCUUGAGAAACUUCAAUCGCCCAAUCGUCUAAAGUUUCGAUCUUCUCCGCAUGUUUCUGUGAAAUUCCAGCGCUACUUGAUCUUCGGUGAAUCCUGGAGAAGGGAGAGGAUGUCAACACCGGCCAAGAAAAGGUUGAUGAGGGACUUCAAGCGGUUGCAACAGGAUCCUCCUGCUGGCAUCAGCGGUGCCCCAUGUGACCACAACAUAAUGUUUUGGAAUGCUGUUAUUUUUGGUCCGGAUGACACUCCGUGGGAUGGAGGUACGUUUAAGUUGACACUUCAGUUCACAGAGGAUUACCCAAAUAAGCCACCAACUGUGCGAUUUAUUUCUCGAAUGUUCCAUCCUAACAUUUAUGCUGAUGGAAGCAUUUGCUUGGAUAUCCUGCAAAACCAAUGGAGCCCUAUUUAUGAUGUUGCAGCAAUACUUACCUCAAUCCAGUCAUUGCUCUGUGACCCAAAUCCCAACUCACCUGCUAACUCCGAAGCUGCACGCCUUUUCAGCGAGAACAAGCGCGAAUACAAUAGGAAGGUGCGCGAGAUUGUGGAGCAAAGCUGGACCGCAGACUAAAAACGCCUGAUGCCACUCAGAGUUGGACCAACGUUAUCUGAUUCUCUUUUGGUCUGUUAAACUCAAGUGUUGUUUGCUUCAUCAUCGAAAACACACAAAUCAUCCUUCCAAAUGCUUUUAGGGACCAUGAUUUGUCUUUUAUCUCAAGACUUGGCUGCUUAUAUAUGCGACCCUUUUGAAUGUACAUAAGAUUUCUUGAAUCAAGGUCUGUUGAACUUUGUGAACCUUUUCCAAGAACCUCCUGACGGCUCUCUGGGCAGUUUGGGUUAGUUUUUCAAGUUUUGGAUGUCCAAAAGUACUCUUGAGUGAAUCAAGAUGGGUCAUGCUAUAGUUUAGUCACGGGUUCAUGCGUGAUACUAAGAUCAAAGGGUGUGGGAUCCCGUGAUGGCCACGUAGGACGCAUGGAUGGUGAAUGCCGCCCUCUCACCUAUGACUGUGAUAGGUGUGACACCCUUCUUCU